Messenger RNA from Propithecus coquereli (Coquerel's sifaka), 4721 nucleotides. It is a transcript of the gene USP46, whose product is annotated as ubiquitin specific peptidase 46. Gene Ontology annotation, biological process: protein deubiquitination. The record is from RefSeq and is a predicted model, not a curated record. Gene Ontology annotation, molecular function: cysteine-type deubiquitinase activity; cysteine-type endopeptidase activity. Gene Ontology annotation, cellular component: nucleus; cytosol. The transcript has 9 exons. Lineage: Eukaryota; Metazoa; Chordata; Mammalia; Primates; Indriidae. Bases 106 to 1206 code for a protein of 366 amino acids.
GGCCGCCGCGCCGCGCCGCCGGCCUCCCCGCGAGCGCUCGCCAUGGACAGCCCGGUUUUCACCUCGUAAAGAUGGCGGUGCGGGGUCGCUGCUACCUUUAGACUAAUGACUGUCCGAAACAUCGCCUCCAUCUGUAAUAUGGGCACCAAUGCCUCUGCUCUGGAAAAAGACAUUGGUCCAGAGCAGUUUCCGAUCAAUGAGCACUACUUUGGAUUGGUCAACUUUGGAAACACAUGCUACUGUAACUCCGUGCUCCAGGCACUGUACUUCUGCCGGCCGUUCCGGGAGAAUGUGUUGGCAUACAAGGCCCAGCAAAAAAAGAAGGAAAACCUGCUGACGUGCCUGGCAGACCUCUUCCACAGCAUCGCCACGCAGAAGAAGAAGGUUGGCGUCAUCCCACCAAAGAAGUUCAUUUCAAGGCUGAGAAAAGAGAACGAUCUCUUUGAUAACUACAUGCAGCAGGAUGCUCAUGAAUUUUUAAAUUAUUUGCUAAACACUAUUGCGGACAUCCUGCAGGAAGAGAAGAAACAGGAAAAGCAAAAUGGAAAAUUAAAAAAUGGCAACAUGAACGAACCUGCGGAGAAUAAUAAACCGGAACUCACCUGGGUUCAUGAGAUUUUUCAGGGAACGCUCACCAAUGAAACUCGAUGCUUGAACUGUGAAACUGUUAGUAGCAAAGAUGAAGAUUUUCUUGACCUUUCUGUUGAUGUGGAACAGAAUACAUCCAUUACCCAUUGUCUAAGAGACUUCAGCAACACAGAAACACUGUGUAGCGAACAAAAAUAUUAUUGUGAAACAUGCUGCAGCAAACAGGAGGCCCAAAAACGGAUGAGAGUGAAAAAGCUGCCCAUGAUUUUGGCCCUGCACCUAAAGCGGUUCAAGUACAUGGAGCAGCUCCACAGGUACACCAAGCUGUCUUACCGGGUGGUCUUCCCGCUGGAACUGCGGCUCUUCAACACCUCCAGCGACGCCGUGAACCUGGACCGCAUGUACGACCUCGUCGCGGUGGUCGUUCACUGCGGCAGUGGUCCUAAUCGCGGGCACUAUAUCACCAUUGUGAAAAGUCACGGCUUCUGGCUUCUGUUUGAUGAUGACAUCGUAGAGAAAAUAGAUGCUCAAGCUAUUGAAGAAUUCUAUGGUCUGACAUCAGAUAUAUCAAAAAAUUCAGAAUCUGGAUAUAUUUUAUUCUAUCAGUCAAGAGAAUAACUUAAAGAACCGCGGGACUAGUUCGAGCAGGGAAAAUGUUCAAAGCACCGUUACCCGGUUUCUCUGCAGACUUUCCUCUUCCCCAGCAGCCCACUGCUGGUAUCACUCCAAGUCCCAUGGUCUGGCUGUGUUAAACUCUCUCCCUUUGUUUUUUUUCACACGCAGCGCUACUCUUGGUUUUCUUUCCGUCUGAGGUCGAGUUAACUGCGGUCGGAUAGCAGGAAGAUGUAUAUGAACAACAGUUGCUGAUUUUAGGAUCAGCAACUUUUGGGCGAAGGCUGUGCCACUAGUUACGUCUGGUUGAAUUAGAGUGACAUUCGCUAUGAAUGUCUACAGGCUAUUAGGGGUGUUCGCUAAACUUCUAAAUGGCUUUCGGGGGUCUCCUUACAAUGCAUUCCUUUGACUCGUCCCUGGAAGCACUGCUGCCCAUUUCCAGCUUCUCUGCCUCUUUGCUGUCACGAGCACAGAGAACUGGGUGGCUGUUGACCUUUUAGGGCUGGGACUAUAGCUUUACGUUUGUGCAGGCAGAAAUGCGUAAAAGUGAGUAACCUCAAGACUAAAAGCAUUCUCCACGUGGAACAGGGUGAAGAGGCGCUGUUCGCGGUGGCUCUUGGUGGCUGGCGUCUGCACCGUGCUGGGUUAGUGCCAUGCUAACCCAGCCGGCGGAAUUCCAGCGGCGGAGAAGGUGUGGAGCUCAGGGCAGGCAAAGCCAAGAGGAGGAGGUUUUUGUGGACAGUGAAAAUUACUUUUCUUACCUUUCUACCAAAACCAAGUUUCAGGAAAAUAACUCUGUGCUGUUGAUUUUUAGUGACACUUUUCUCCUGUAAGGUCCUGUGAGUUGUAUUUACCCCGCGCGUGGCACUGCUGAGCUUCUCAAGGCGUCUUUCCAAUCCUGCCGACGCCGUGCAGUCGGUGGCUGCAGGGCUGGCAAGACUGCCCCUGGCCAGGCAGCGCGACGCGUCUCCAUCAGGAAUAACGAAGUCACUGCACCACGACGACUGUCAUCGUGCAACUUAAUUUUUAAGCAGACUCUGUCUGUUUGCCGAGGCACUGGCGAAGUCCUGGGGCAAAUCCAGACCCUCCGGAGGGGCGUGCUGGCGGCAGCUGGGUGUGGCAGUGGGCACAGGAAGUGGCGGUGGGCGGUGGAGGGGUGGACAAGAUGGCGGCAGUUUCUUUGGCUCAGACUCCUAGAAUGCUUGACGAGACAGUGUUUUGGAAGAACCUCAUCUCACUAUAGUUACUUUUACUUCUUUUCACUUGUGUUAUAUAUGUAUUUAUUAGAGCAUUUGAGUGUUGGUACCUUUUAUUAAAAGGGUCGAUUUCCUGUUUUGCCCUUGGGCUGGUUUUUGGUUUCCUACAAAUACUACAAGUCAUAGAUCUUGGCUUCCUUUGGGAAAUCUCUUGACUUCCAUACACUAUGUUAUACUGUGAACACGAUAUUUUGUUACCUAAAGCAUCUGCUAAUGAACAUGCAAACUUUUGGCAUAAUGUGAACUGAAAUUGAAAAUGUUAAGUGGCCAUUUUGCAACAAUGAAGAGGAUAGCACUUUACCUAGAUGAAAACUGGAUUUCAUGUCUUGAAAUAUCGUCAACCGUUUAUUGCUCAGAAUUUAAAUAAGCAUGCCAACAUUUCAUUUGUUCAUGCUUGAAGUGAAACGUUUUACUUUUCACUGGAGAAGACGAAACAGGGUGAUCUUCAUGUUGUUGUUUUAUACACGUGAUGAAAAUGUACCUUGCCUUGUUUAGAGGCAAACUCAUAUUUAUAAAUAUUUUGUCUUUUUUUCUUCCAUGAAACACAUGCAGUACCUGGAAGGUGAGUCUUUAUUUUUAAGGAGAGGCGCUUUCCAAUGGAAGGUAAUUGAUGUAGGGAAAUGUUUGUAUUAUAUAUAACCCAUAUAUUUGACUGCAGGUGACAAAGUUUAAGAAAAUGAUGGUUGAUCUCUAAUAUAUUUGGAACUGAUUCAUAAGAAAACUAUUAAAAUUACCUUUGAAACGACUGUUGAAACUAAUUUAUUUUUAAAAAGUUUCAAUUGGAAGCCUGUCGAAGUAAUAUCGAAAUGCUGAGUCGUAAGUUUAGCACAUUUCUCUUUCGUUCGGGUGUGUAAAGUUUUUCCCAGUGACUUAAGUAAUUCCUUUUCAUAGUUAGCUAAAAUUCAGUCUUCAUGGGUAGAUUUUUGGAAUAAAAAAAGAUAAGUGUGGAAAAUAUUGCAAAGACAUUAAAACGAUUGUGUGAUACAGGAAAAGAAGAUUGGAGAAAGACUAAAACACAUUUCUCCAGGAACACUCCAUCAGUUUUUGUCAAAUUUAGAGCUAUCUGGUAAUUUUUUUCCCUCUUCUUCAACACAUGAAACAAACACUAGGCAGCUACAUCCCCCCCACAAUCAUUUCUCUUUAUGUAAGACAGUAGCACGCAAAGGCUUCUUUAUUUUGCAUCGGUCAUUUACGGUGGAAAGCAGGGAAUAGUGUGGGAGACCUGAGACCACUCUGAGGUCAGCAGUAGCACAAAAUCUCCGCAGUAUUCCCUCCAGCAGCCAGGGGUUUAGUGUGUCAUUUUCCGGCAGGAGUAAGUAGACCUGCUGUAUUGCUUUUAACUGCUGGGUGUUUUAAAACAAGUUACAGCAUUUUACAUGUUAAAAAAAAAAAAAAAAAAAGGAAAUAUCUGCUUUAUUGGUUACUUACUAGUUUAGCAUCUAGAUGAUGGUACAGUAUGCUGAAAAGUCAUUUGUAUCAGAGCAAAUGUUGGUAAAAUGCUGACAUCCAGUCCUGUUAUAUUGAUGCAUUUUCCAUUCUAAGGCAAUAGGAAGUGGGCUGGUUUGAAGAGAGCAGGGAACAAACACAAGCAGGGCAUUGGCCUGAAUAGGAAGCCAAUGAGAUUUGAUUUUAUGGCCUGGUCUAUUUUGCAUUUAAGAUGAAAUGGAGAAAAAAAUGACAGAAGUGGGCCCUAUGCAUUUAUUUUCAUGGAAACCCUUAAUUUCGUGGGCAUGCCUGAGAAUGAACUAUGUUCUAACUGGAGCUUAGGGCUUAUUUUAGAUAUUGGAGUGUAGCUUUAUUACAGAUGGAUUUUAUCUUUAAACAUUGCAUUUUGAUCAACUUUGUAUAUUCAUGUGUAUAAAAUACCGUGCACUAAAUGUUUUGCCCUCGUUUGCUAUUACAUGGUCAAGGCAUUUAUCAGCACUGUUGUGAUUAGCUCAUGUAAAUGGCAUGGGUCAGGGAAAAUCAUUUCCUACUUUUCUGCCUAAUUAAAUUUCUGUUUUCCAGUAUUACAUUAAUUUAUUUUGGGCUUCCAUUUCUGUGUAACCAAAACAGUUACUGUAUUUGUGUGGCAUUCUUCUUAUUUUCUUGCUUAAAAAACAUUGUAGUUUUUAUUUAAAAUAAUCUGUACCUUAAUUUUUUUUUUAAUGUAACCAAUUCAAGCACUUUAAGCAAUAAUGUCAAUCUUGUGAAAUUUCAAUCAGUUUAACACCCUGCCUCUAAAAUUGUUUGCAAAAAAUAAAUAAAUUUAAAAAAAAAUAGGAA